CCACCCGCAGCCGGACAGAGAGGGGCUUUUCUUUUCCUGCAAGUCCCCAUCAGUGAAGCCCCCCCCCCCUUCAAGCCCCCCAGAACCCUGCAGCCCCGCGUCAUUGUAAACUUUUAGUAUCCGGCGGAGAAUCACAGGUUCUGUUUUUCGAAGAACUUCACGUGGAGCUGCGGCCAUGUCCCGCCCUCCUCCCCCGACCUCUGGUCUGUAGCGGACCAGAAACGACCCUCAUUCCCACCCCCCACCUCGUUCUCAGCCGUUCGACCAAACCCUCCCCCCACCCCCCACCAUGGCCAGCAAGAGGAAGUCCACGACUCCUUGCAUGAUCCCCAGCAAGGUGGUGCGGCCGGUGGAGGAGGUCGAGCGGGACUCUGCGGGUCAGUCCAGGAUCUGCGGAGCGGGCAGGCGGAGCCCGCUGGACUCGGGAGAGCCCUCCCAGCUGGAGGCGGGGGACGCCGUCGAUGACGGCGCCGGCACUUACACUUGCAGGCCUUGUGACUUUGAGACCCACGACCUUAACUUGUUCCUGGACCACGUGUACUCGGGGCACCCGGACUUCCGCGCGGACCCCGGCUUCUUGUGCCGGAACUGCGGGGUUUCCGCGCCCAAGUUUGAGGGGCUGGCGCUGCACAACGCCCGGGUUCACCCCAGCACGCUGAACACCUCCCUGCACCUGAGGAGGCGGGACCGGAGAGCGGUGGUGGAGCAGAGUCUGCGGCCGGAGGCGGAGGCGGGCAAAGAUGGCGAGAUCUCCAUCACCAAAACCCCCAUCAUGCGGAUGAUGAAGGGCAAGGCGGAGUCCAAGCGGAUAGUGGUGUCUCACCCGGGGUCAGACGAGCCGGCGGCGCCCAGGGAGCCGGAGAGGAAAGAGGCGGCGGUGGCGGUCACCCACGUCCCCACCAUCGUCCACAACGGAACGUCCAAAGUCUCGCUGCCAUCGGCAAUCCAGAUCGUCAACGGCUCCGGGGCGCUGCCCAUGCUGAAGACCCCCAUCACACAGGUGGUCUCGGUGGUUCAAAACAGGAGCCAUCAUCAAUCCACACCGACCAUGGCCUCCUCAAACAUCUCCUCCGCCUCGUACUCGACCUCCAAGAAUCUCCCCAAGGUGAUGAUUCCUCUGAGCAGCAUCCCCACCUACAGUGCCUCCAUGGACUCCUCCUCCUUCCUGAAGACCUCCUUCAGUAAGUUCCCGUACCCGACGAAGGCGGAGCUCUGCUACCUGACGGUGGUCACCAAGUUCCCAGAGGAGCAGAUCAAGAUCUGGUUCACCGCCCAGAGGCUCAAGCAAGGCAUCAGCUGGUCUCCGGAGGAGAUCGAGGAGGCCAGGAGGAAGAUGUUCAACACCAUCAUCCAGACCGGGCCCUCCGGCUCGCAGAGCCAGGGCCACCACGCCCCCGCCCAGCACACCAUCACGGUGCUGCCGGCGUCGCUGGGGGCCGCCGGGAUCCCUCACAUCCUGCAGGGGUCCCUGGUCAGUCAGGGAGGGGUCAUCGUCACGCAGCCCAUGAUGGCCAACGGGAUCCAGGUCAGCAGCGCCCCGGUGGCCCUGGCCGUCACGCCCAAGCCCCAGGCGGCGGCCCGCCCCACCAUGCAGGCGCGCCCGGCCGCGGCGCCGGUGGCGGACAAAGGCGUCAGAGAAGUGUUGGUGGGCACGGCGGGCGGCGGCACCGCGUGUCACAUGGUCAGCAGCAGCAGCGCCGCGAGCCAGAGCGGGAGAGACGGCUCCAUUAUUACAAGCAGCCACGCCAUCAACCUCAGCCUGGGCAGCGCCGACCCGUCCCGCGCUGCGGUCAGCAACGCCGGCAACAGCAGGUGUGACAGCGGCGCCAAGGACGCCGGCGGCGCCGCGCAGAGCGACGCCGGAGGAGAAAGACGGGAGGAGGAAGAGGCGAGGGACGUCAACGCAGGCGGCGAUGGGCCGAAGAGGAAUGACGACGUCGACUCCGACACCGGGACGGAGGCGGCGUCCUCUCCCUCUUCUCCCGCGGCGCACCGCGGCGGCACGCCGGUCAACGCCUUCCUGGACCCGAGCUUUUACAAAGGCAAGAAGUCCCAGGAGCAGCUGAGCGCGCUGAAGGACAGCUUCCUGAGGAACCAGUUCCCCGACCAGGAGGAGGUGGACCGCCUCAUCGCCACCACGGCGCUCACCGUGCGGGAGGUGCGCAAGUGGUUCAGCGACCGGCGCUACCACUUCCGCAACCUGAAAGGCGUGCGCACAGGCGGGCAGGGGAGGCCUGGGGGGGGGGGCGGCCCGGGCGCAUCGGGCGGCUGUGCCGACGGAAGCACAAACCCCCUCGACCUGUCGGAGGGCGGCGGCGGCGGCUCGGCGCCGCUGAGCCCGACGCCGUCGCAGACCCCCACCUCUCCCACCACGCCGUCCCGACGACACCCCCGACCUCCUUCCCCGGACUUCACAGCCAUCCGCUACAAGGAGAGGGAUCCGCAUCAGCUCAAGGCCCUGGAGGCCAGCUUCGUGCAGGACCCGGACCCCCCGGGGGAGGAAGUGGACCGCCUGCGAUCUGAGACCAAGAUGACCAGGAGGGAGAUCCACGGCUGGUUCUCCGACCGCAGGAAGAGGAUGGCGGCGGAGAAAAAGAAGGAGGAGGCGCAGCGGGUGAUGGAGGGGGAGGAGACGGAGGCCGACGGCGAGGAGAGGCAGAGGGAGGACGGCUCGGGAGAACUCAAGGUCAACCCCAUAAAGAUCAACCUGAAGAUGCUCAAGGUGACGGAGGCCAACGGGAAGGCAGAGGGCGACGCGCCGGAAGCGGCGGCCGCCUCCUCCCCGGGCCCCCCCCCCUCCUCCGCCCCGACCCCGAAGCCCGCUGCCAUCCGGGGCAAGAAGACGGCGGAGCAGCUGCAGACGCUCAAACUGGUCUACGCCCGCACGCAGUGGCCCAGCGCCGCCCAGUACGACGACAUGCUGCAGGCCACGGGGCUGGCCCGGCCCGAGGUGGUGCGCUGGUUCGGGGACUGCCGCUACGUGCAGAAGAACGGGCAGCUCAAGUGGCUGGAGGCCUUCCAGACGGCGGCCCUGGAGGAGGACCUGCAGAAGGGCGACGUGGAGGUUCUCCGGGCCCACUACCACGCCCACGGCAGCGCGGAGGAGUCGCAGCUACAGGAUCUGGCUCAGAGCUGCGGCCUCACGGCCGACCUGGUGAGACACUGGUUCUCCACCCAACCGGGGCCAGAGGAGAAGAAGAUGGGAGCAGGAGAAGGUGGAGCAGGAGAAGGUGGACGGCGGAGCAACAAAGGCAGAGGAGGCAAACCCUGAGAAGACUGUGAAUCCCACUGAAGGAAGCGAAUGAAGAGGCCUUCGUUUAUGAUUGGGGGGGAAGGCAGAUGUGGUUGUAAAAGGAUCCCUGGACCCCCCCCCCCCCCCCCCAUAUCCCCCUGGAGGUUGGCAUGACCUCCCCCGCUACGUGAGAUGGACACCAAAGCCCAACACCCCCCCCUCGCUCGCUGUGCAGGCUGUCCUCCUGGCCGCCAUUUUCCCCUCAGAAGGAAGUUCCAGUGGCGCGUUUGUUCCGCCUGACCGCUGUGGGGGGGGGAGGAAAUCAACAGCAGGGUUUUUUGGGGAAUGGAGGAACUGCUCAGCCCUUUGUCUGCUGGGGGGGCUUCCCUAAAAGGCCUUAAAGUAAAAAAACAUUGUGCCAUCUUCGUAGCCCCCCCCCCCCCCCCCCCCCCCCACCAACGUGCACUCAAACACUUUGACUUCAUGCUUGCAGCUUACUUUAGUGCUCGGCUUUGUACUCACUUUGCAUUUCUUAUCUGUACAUAUUUUGGUUAAAUGAGAACUUUAAUUGUCCGUUUUUUUGUUGAGAGGGGGGGGGUUAAUAAACGUCUGGAAUUCUGUCAUCCAAAGAGGGCGUGAGGACAAGUAGAGUACAUGGAACGUGUUUGUGUCGUAGCAUCAGAGUGCUUCUUUACGGGACUUUCCUAUGGAACACCUUUUUUGGACUGUAGAAGAACCCGAGUUCCACAUUUAGGUUCGUUGUAUCAUUUUUACAGAUGGUAUUUGCAGAAUAAAACAGAAUGUAACAAACGUGUGUUUUUCCUCAGUGCUUACAGAAACUACCAAAACUUUAUUUUGUAACAUCUAAAAAGGCUUUAUUCAAAGAACAGAGACAGGUAA
Molecule: messenger RNA, 4132 nt
Organism: Pungitius pungitius (ninespine stickleback)
Lineage: Eukaryota; Metazoa; Chordata; Actinopteri; Perciformes; Gasterosteidae
Gene: zhx3b
Product: zinc fingers and homeoboxes 3b
Biological process (GO): regulation of transcription by RNA polymerase II
Cellular component (GO): nucleus
Molecular function (GO): DNA binding; DNA-binding transcription factor activity, RNA polymerase II-specific
Source: RefSeq, a predicted model, not a curated record